Messenger RNA from Ricinus communis (castor bean), 4083 nucleotides. Its product is annotated as phytosulfokine receptor 1. Gene Ontology annotation, biological process: protein phosphorylation. Bases 820 to 3852 code for a protein of 1010 amino acids. Gene Ontology annotation, molecular function: receptor serine/threonine kinase binding; ATP binding; protein kinase activity. The transcript has a single exon. Lineage: Eukaryota; Viridiplantae; Streptophyta; Magnoliopsida; Malpighiales; Euphorbiaceae. The record is from RefSeq and is a predicted model, not a curated record.
GGAGGAAAAACUGAAUGCACGUGUCCCCACCCACUCUUUUGACUUUGCUCCCUAAUUUUGUACACAGAUGUCCACAUUCAUUUUUAGCUCAACCUCACCUCUUUCUUUUUUACCCGUCAAAAUUCUGCAACCAAUUGUCUUCCUCUCAUUAAUUGCAUCCCAUUUUCCUCUUCUUACCAAAAUCAGAUUCUGAGUAUUUAUAAUUAAUACAUAAGCAUAUAUAUAAGUAAUUUUGUUUAUAAAGAACGGAAUUUCCAGUUACCAAUGAGGCUCCAACUCUUGACCUGAUUUAGCAGGUAAUACCUAGAGUUUGCCGGUGACACAGUGUUGUGGAUAUCAGUCAGAGAUAGUGGAUGCGAUGUGGUGCUGUUUUCUUAUCCAUUUACUCAAUACAUAUUGCCGCCGUUGCAAUCUUUCUAGAGCAGGAGAAGGAGAAGGAGGCUACAGGUACCAACUCUCACAUAAAAAGAAAAAAAAAAACAAAAUCAAAAAGAGACGUUGAAGUCAAAAGGGUACAACCAAUACGCAUCUGUCUCUCUUCUCUCUAAACAAAAUCUCUCCCGUUUCCCUAUCUCACAUCUCACAUCUCACAUCCCUCUUUUCUUCUUCCUCUUCUUUGGUUCACAGCAUUCUUUAUUUUCCUUUUUCUUUCUUCUCACUUCUCUCAACCAACCAAAAAAUUGAAACAAUUAAUGGUUGCCACCUAAAAUACUCAUUUCUUUCAUGGGUUCUUGAUUUUUUGUACCUUUCUUGCUCUCUUUCUCUUCAAUUUUAUCACUUUCUUUCUUUCUUUCUUUCUUUCUUUCUUUUGGCUUGAGCAUGGUUAUGGAUGUCCGAGAUUUUUGGGUGAUGGUUGUUAUUGUUGGGUUCUGCUUUCAAGCUCAUUUCUUUCAUUCUCAUUCUCAGAACCUAACAUGCAAUGAAAAUGAUAGAAGGGCGUUGCAAGCUUUCAUGAAUGGCUUGCAAUCAGCUAUUCAAGGCUGGGGUUCCUCUGAUUGCUGUAAUUGGCCUGGCAUCACCUGUGCCUCUUUUAGAGUUGCUAAGCUUCAGCUCCCAAAUCGAAGGCUCACCGGCAUCCUUGAAGAGUCCUUAGGUAACUUGGAUCAGCUCACAGCCCUUGAUUUGUCCAGUAAUUUCCUCAAAGACUCUCUCCCCUUCUCCUUGUUCCACUUGCCAAAACUGCAACUCCUCAACUUAAGUUUCAAUGACUUCACUGGCUCACUUCCCCUCUCCAUCAAUCUGCCCUCCAUCACCACUCUUGACAUUUCUUCCAAUAAUCUAAAUGGCUCGCUUCCUACCGCCAUCUGCCAGAACUCCACUCAAAUUAAAGCCAUUCGCUUGGCAGUUAACUACUUCUCCGGUGCUCUCUUACCUGACCUUGGGAAUUGCACCUCCUUAGAGCAUCUGUGUCUUGGCAUGAAUAAUCUUACUGGUGGUGUAAGUGAUGGUAUCUUUGAGCUUAAACAACUCAAGCUGUUGGGCCUUCAAGAUAACAAGCUUUCCGGGAAGCUCGGCCCUGGAAUUGGCCAACUCCUCGCCCUUGAAAGACUUGACAUUUCCUCCAAUUUCUUUUCAGGUAAUAUCCCGGAUGUUUUUGACAAGUUGCCCAGUUUUAAAUAUUUCUUAGGCCAUUCCAAUAAUUUUCUUGGUACAAUCCCCCUCUCCCUAGCUAAUUCUCCUUCACUCAUAUUGCUUAAUUUGAGGAAUAAUUCGUUGCAUGGUGAUAUCCUCCUUAAUUGUUCUGCAAUGACUAGUUUGGCCUCUCUUGAUUUGGGUUCUAAUAAGUUCAGAGGUCCUUUGCCUGAUAAUCUUCCUUCUUGUAAGAAUUUGAAGAAUAUUAAUCUUGCCCGAAACAAUUUCACUGGCCAAAUCCCAGAAACCUUCAAGAAUUUUCAGAGCCUGUCAUAUUUUUCCCUUUCAAAUUCAAGCAUCCAUAAUCUUUCCUCUGCCUUGCAAAUUUUUCAGCAAUGUAAGAACUUAACUACUUUGGUACUCAGCCUAAAUUUCCGUGGUGAAGAAUUGCCUGCACUUCCCUCUCUCCAUUUUGCCAACUUGAAGGUACUUGUUAUUGCAAGUUGUAGACUCACAGGAUCAAUCCCUCCGUGGUUAAGAGAUAGCACCAAUUUGCAGUUGUUAGAUUUGUCGUGGAACCAUUUGGAUGGAACUAUUCCACUAUGGUUUAGUGAUUUUGUCAAUCUCUUUUAUUUGGACCUAUCAAAUAAUUCUUUUGUUGGAGAGAUCCCAAAAAACUUGACACAGUUACCAAGCCUCAUUAGCAGGAAUAUCUCACUGGUGGAGCCUUCUCCUGAUUUCCCUUUCUUCAUGAAAAGGAAUGAAAGUACUAGGGCUUUGCAGUAUAAUCAAGUUUGGAGCUUUCCACCAACACUGGACCUGAGUCAUAACAACCUUACUGGACCCAUCUGGCCAGAGUUUGGGAAUCUCAAAAAGCUCCAUAUUUUGGACUUGAAGUAUAAUCAUUUAUCUGGACCAAUACCAACUGAAUUAUCAGAGAUGACUAGCUUGGAGAUGCUGGAUUUGUCCCACAAUAAUCUUUCAGGAGUCAUUCCUUCAUCCUUGGUACGUCUCAGCUUUCUGUCCAAGUUUAAUGUUGCCUACAAUCAGCUUAAUGGGAAAAUCCCUGUCGGAGGUCAGUUUUUGACCUUCCCUAACUCAAGCUUCGAAGGUAACAAUCUCUGUGGCGACCAUGGUGCUCCCCCUUGUGCAAAUAGUGACCAAGUUCCGCUUGAAGCACCCAAGAAAUCAAGAAGAAACAAAGAUAUUAUUAUUGGAAUGGUUGUUGGGAUUGUAUUUGGAACUUCCUUUCUUCUUGUCCUUAUGUUCAUGAUUGUGUUGCGAGCGCAUAGCCGGGGAGAAGUUGAUCCUGAAAAAGAGGGAGCAGACACGAAUGAUAAAGAUUUGGAAGAGCUUGGAUCAAAGUUGGUGGUUCUCUUCCAAAAUAAGGAAAAUUAUAAAGAGCUCUCACUGGAGGACCUUUUAAAAUCUACCAACAAUUUUGACCAAGCAAAUAUCAUUGGUUGUGGGGGUUUUGGUCUGGUUUAUAGAGCCACUCUCCCUGAUGGUAGGAAGGUCGCAAUCAAAAGGCUCUCCGGUGACUGUGGUCAGAUGGAGAGGGAAUUCCGGGCAGAAGUUGAAACCCUUUCAAGAGCUCAGCACCCAAAUCUUGUCCAUCUUCAAGGGUAUUGCAUGUUCAAAAGUGAUAGGCUGUUAAUAUACUCUUACAUGGAAAACAGCAGCUUGGAUUACUGGCUGCAUGAAAAGACUGAUGGGCCGACAUUACUCGAUUGGGUUACCAGGCUCCAAAUUGCUCAAGGGGCUGCAAGGGGGCUUGCAUAUCUGCACCAGUCAUGCGAGCCUCAUAUUCUUCACCGGGAUAUAAAGUCAAGUAACAUCCUUUUGAAUGAGAAUUUCGAAGCGCAUUUGGCAGAUUUUGGUCUUGCGAGGCUCAUACUACCUUAUGAUACUCAUGUGACAACUGAUCUUGUAGGGACAUUAGGCUAUAUCCCACCUGAGUAUGGUCAGGCCUCAGUUGCCACCUACAAAGGGGAUGUGUAUAGUUUUGGAGUUGUUCUGUUGGAGCUUCUUACUGGGAAAAGGCCUAUGGAUAUGUGCAAGCCAAAAGGAUCGCGAGAUUUGAUCUCUUGGGUGAUUCAGAUGAAGAAAGAGAACAGAGAAAGUGAGGUCUUUGAUCCCUUCAUUUAUGACAAGCAGAAUGAUAAGCAAUUAUUACAGGUUCUUGAUAUUGCUUGCCUUUGCUUGAGUGAAUUCCCAAAAGUGAGGCCUUCAACAAUGCAGCUGGUUUCUUGGCUUGACGGCAUUGACAACACCACCUAGCUUUCCAUUUGCUUCUGUAAAUAUAUUACUUCCAUACUUUGGCUCUUGAAGUUUGCUGCCUUCUUUAGGAUGCAGAGAAAGGGAACUGACCAAAGGACAGGAAGUAAGUUAUCUCAAAUGUUGUAAGUCCUUACAAUGAAUUUAGUUUUUUCUUCCAUUUAAGACAAAUUGUUACACCACAGCCAUGUACAAAUAAAUAAUAAUAAUAAAAUUCUAAGUUUUCUUUGCUUC